AUGAUGAGCGCUGCGUCCUUUUUAACUCCUUUGGGCGAGCGCCCUCCACAAUACCGCACUCCGUCCCCUCCGCCGCGACGCGCUGUCGAACCUAUCACUCCCUCCACCACCGAAUUUCUCGCCUCGUGGGCCGAGCGUAAUGUCACUCGGGCUACAAGCCUUGACCGUGACCAGCGUCCAUCAAAUUAUACCCGGAAUACCGCUGCCGAUGCCGGUUCCCAUCACCGGUCGGGCCAUGGCCGGUCAAAUUCCACCAUCGACACGCUUGCGACCAUCGCCCUCGCAACAAGUCCGACUUUCGUUCCCCUUUCCUAUCGACCACCUUCUCCAAAUUCUCGCUCGAUCGCAUCCCUAAUACCUCCCGAUAAUCAUUCCGAACGACCGGCCAAACGUCCUCGGUCAGAGAGAGACCCGUCACCGCACCACUCUCGGAGAUUUCCGCAGGGCAAUCCCCACUCCACCUUCAUAGACAGCAUGCAAACCGACGCGGAGCUUUUGCUCAACUUUGCUCGACCCACCAAUUUCCACUCCGAAAACAAGAAACGGGUCAGCAUUGACGAGACCUAUCACAACCACGGCGCUGGCUCAAUACGGCACAAUCGAGUGGGUUUUGUCGGCGUUUCUGGUGGCCUAGAGGAUGGGAAAACCCUGCUUCAAGAGGAUGGCAUUCUACCAUCACGCAUGAGGUCUCGUUCGGACGGGUCUGCAUUUCUCUCGCGUCCUGUGAUUCGCGGCGUACGCCCUGCCACUAGCUCGGGGACGUUGCCUCCGAUUGUCUGGGAAGAUGAGAAUGAGGAUAGCCCUCCAGCGGACGUAUCUCGUUACGCUGGAUAUGGUGAACGCCAAUCUACCGAGGGACGAGAACCUUUGCCUCACAAAACAGCUGAUCUCACUCCCAAAGUUGAAGAGGAGGGGAGCGAUACGAAUCAAGCAAGCUGCUCUGCAUGUCACCUGGUGCGGAUCCCAGUGGAAACCGAGGAGCAAGAUGAGGACACUUGGAUUGGCUGCGACGGAUGCAAACGCUGGUUCCACAUCGUCUGUGCUGGGUUCAAGAACGACCGGGAGGUUCGCACCGUCGAUAAAUUCAUAUGCCGUGCAUGCCGCUCAACCCAUGGUCAAACAACCUUUGUGCGGAAGUCCUCGCGUGCUCGUACAGCAAUUGAUUAUGCUGGUCUGAACCAGGGACUCGUCAAGGCGGCCACUGAUUCAGUAGAGCACCAUUAUUUGGAACCUAUUCGUCAAGGGAAGAUUAAGUUCCAGCCAGAGAGUUUUCCUCGCAUGAAGCCAGAGCUGGUCACGGCAGAAUAUUUUGAGCGAGGCAAUGGUUGGAACGAGCCUGUUGUUAUUCCUGCCUGCUGGAAUAGCCGUGACCCCGUUCCUGAAGUCGACGCAGACUUAGAGGCUUUGGUAGAUGAAGCUGCAACACAGGAAAUGUUCGAUGACCUACUUGAACAUGUUUCUGAACAGGAAAUUGAAGUUGAGGAAAAGCCUGAGUGUGGCCAAGAUCAACUAGACAUGGUGAUACCUCAAGGCCUCACUGUCCGGGCGGUGGCUGAGCUUUAUGGCCCUGAGGAGAGGGUUGAAGUCAUUGAUGUCAAGUCACAGCAAGGAGAAGACAAGAGGUGGAACAUGCAGAAAUGGGCAGACUACUAUGAGAGCUCUGAGCCCAACAAGCCUGUUCGAAAUGUUAUCAGCCUGGAAGUGUCACAGAGCAAGCUAGGCCGGCUUAUAAAGCGGCCUAAGGUUGUACGCGAUCUGGAUCUUCAAGAUGCCGUAUGGCCCGAGGAAUUGAAGGCCAUUGGCGACUACCCCAAGGUCCAAUUCUAUUGCCUUAUGUCUGUCGCCGAUUGUUAUACCGACUUUCAUAUCGAUUUUGGUGGAUCCUCAGUGUACUACCAUAUUCUCAAGGGUAAGAAGACUUUCUUCUUUAUCCCUCCGAAGGACAAGCAUCUCAAGAAGUACGAGGAGUGGUGCAAUUCUCCCGCACAAGAUUCAAUAUUCCUUGGCAAUCAAACCAAAGAGUGCUAUCGUGUGGAUCUGUCAGAGGGGGACACCAUGCUUAUUCCGUCGGGCUGGAUCCAUGCUGUAUGGACACCAGAAAACAGUUUAGUCAUCGGUGGCAAUUUUCUCACUAGAUUGAACUACGGGAUGCAGAUUAAAAUCCUCAAUAUCGAGAAGGAGACCAAAGUUCCCAAGAAAUUCAGAUAUCCUUUCUUCCAGAAGAUUCAAUGGUACACGGCAUUGAAGUAUCUGGAGGAUGACCCGAUUCCGCAAAAUGUGCUGGAGGCCUUCGCCCAAGAUGAGAACUUUCGACUUCACCGGCACUACCCUAUCUAUUAUGAGUUCGGAGAGCGUGCCAACCAGGAGCCUCCUAGCUCCCCUUACUACAACGCCCGAUUCUACUCCCAGGCCGAAUUAGAGGGCUUGCCAGAGUUGACCAAGUAUCUUCUGCGAACAGCACUCAUUGCAAGCUCCUAUAACGUCGAUGCAGUGACAAUCGAAGUACGCAAUGCGGUCAGGCGCUCUAUUCCUAAGGGAGUCGGAGAUCCAGUGGAUAUGAUUCGCAGAUUCGGUGUUUGGGUCGCCUGGAAACGUGGUAACGAGAAAGCCCCCCAGUGGACUCGUCCAGGGGUGAUCGAAAGCAAUCCCAAGGUGUCUCUUGCAGAAAAACGACCAGCUGGUCGGCCUAGUCGACGCUCUGAACGUAAUGCAGACGGCCAGCGCACCUAUGCUGAAAGACAAGCUGUUCAACGGCCGAUGGAGGAGGCCGCCACACCCGUGCCUCCUGCGAGCUGCGGUACCAUCGCGCCAUCUGAAAGCGCAACGCCUGCUCCGGUUGGUCCCAUUGCUGAUUUUCCUACUCAAGAGCCAACGACUCCUAAGCCGCGGUCUACGCCACGCGGCUCGGGGCUUGGACCGAAACGCGUUGCCUGCGAUGCUUGUCGCAGACGACGCAUCAGGUGCCGCCAUAAGGAUGAGCCGAAUGAAUGGAUGCAAGGUCGACAAAUGGCAAUGAAUGGAUUUGCCCCUGGAUCGGGCCUCAGCACCCCAUCUUCUCUCGCCCAAGAUGCGGUUUCUGCAUUGAACUCCUUGGCUGCAAUUGCUUCUCAGGCUGGAUUCCAAGGAAGCGGCGUGGCUGGCUUGGAACACUUUGAUGGCCCAGCCUUCCACUCGGCAAUCAUGGGUACCUCCACUGCCGCUGCCAAUAGACUCAAUGACGCGAGUCCUGACGGCGCCAACGGUAGUAAAAAGGGACGAAGCAAGGCAUGCGAUGACUGUCGGAAAAGCAAGCGUCGUUGCAUUCACGAUGAUCGCGGGAAUAUUGACCCGAUCAAAGCUCAAGAACGAUCAAAACCUCGUGGCACUGCUUCCGCAAAGCGACCCCGUCCCAAUGAAGAUGACGCCAUGGCUGCCGCUUGCAAGAAAGCCAAACAGGAGAGCACGUCUCCAAUUGCACACUCGGCAUUCUUCAGUCAAAAUACAGGCGGGGCCAUAGUGGCACACGCGAUGCCAGUCAGACACUACGACGACGAAUCCAUUGGCUAUGGCGUCAUGGAUCAGCUUCAAGCCCAGCCUAUCAAAGAGAGUGGGACACACAUCGGUCAAGCUUUAUACGCAUCGCCACCCGCGUUCCAUGCCGAUCUGAUUGAAGGAAAGGAUGUUACGUCUAUGUCGGUCUCGUCAAAACCGACCGCCUCCCUAGUGUCCCCACCCACGUCGCUGGCCGACGAAAUGGACGUGGUGCAGGAUGGCGAGGCACUAGCAUCCGUUGAGGCCGAGGCGCCCAAUGCGCUCCACACACCUAAUUCGAGCUCCCGCCAUUCGUCUCGCCAACCUCGACAUGGUGAUCUGCCCCGACAAGGUGAGCGAUCCGCGCCAGAAGCAACUGCGAAUCGUGUGAACAAGCCGGUCAGUAUUCCAACCUCGAAUACUGUCCGUCGAACAACUCCAUUUGCGACCUCAUCCAAGAAGCCUUCGUCGCGUCCGUCAUCCUCUCACGCAAAGAAAAGCUCCCCAAUGGUCGAGAGGCAUUUUGAGCGUCACGCGCCCACCUCAUUGUCCCCCCACCAAUUAAAGCAUGCGAAACAUUUCAUCGGUGAGGACGAUACGGAUGCCGAGAGUCUGCGUCUUAUUCGAGAGCUCCAAGAAGAGGAAUUUGGGCUGCGAAGACGACGAGGCUAA
Messenger RNA from Penicillium longicatenatum, 4182 nucleotides. RefSeq names its product [Histone H3]-lysine-36 demethylase (gene jhd1). The record is from RefSeq and is a predicted model, not a curated record. The coding region runs from base 1 to 4182 and encodes 1393 amino acids. The transcript is spliced from 2 exons. Gene Ontology annotation, molecular function: transcription coregulator activity; histone demethylase activity. Gene Ontology annotation, biological process: protein demethylation; regulation of transcription by RNA polymerase II. Lineage: Eukaryota; Fungi; Ascomycota; Eurotiomycetes; Eurotiales; Aspergillaceae.